CGCUCUCCGUCCUAAAUCCGUGCCAACCGCGAGCCGCACAGAUACAGUGACGUCAGCUCCGAGACACUGAACCAAACACAUCAAGCCCACUGGCUCCGCUGCUGCGAGACGGGAAGCAUCGGUCAGGAUCGGCCAUAUUAAGCGUCACGUCUUUCAGAUCUCGCUGAAUCGUUCUCGCUUCGGAAACAAGCUCUCCGCGUGCGACUACUGCAAGCAUGUCCGCCAAUUCAAACGAGGGGCCGGGUUUGGAUGGGAAAUGGUUCGAGGAGGAGGAGGAGAAGAACGGGAUGUUUGGGAGCGCAGGGCCCCAUUUCGACGAGAUGCGGGACGAUCUGCGUGCGCCCAAGCAACAAUUCCAUCCCUUUGAAGGAACCGGCGUUGCCAUGGAAACUGCAUCUACAGGUGACUCUCUAUCUGACAUGUUUAUGAAGUCAUCUCCUGUAGAGGGUGAUCUGUACACCUCUCUCCUUUCCUCAAAGUCCUCUUCCAACCCUUUCAAUGACGGAGCCUCUCUCUUCUCCUCCGAGGGCAACCGUUCUCCACCUGCACCCACCGGAACCGACUCCGGCAUCGGCAUGACCCCAGGGGACCCCUCAGACCAUCAGACGACCCUACAGGGCUCGCACAAAAGUGACCAUUACAGCUACAUGGACAUGGGGGGUGACCUCUGUGAUUUCGGGAGCAUGGGAAAUGCUAAGAACAAGCAGCAACCUCCCAUGUCUGGAUAUGGAGAUGAGGAAGAUGAAGAAGAUGAUGAUGAGGAUGAAGAUGACAUCCAGGAUUUCAAGCCUAAGAUUGAAGAAAGGGGAAGUAAAGAAUCCAGCCAUGAUCCCUUUGAUCUGGGUCGCUAUUUGGAGAAGAGUCCGCUCGGAUCUGAAGACACGGAGGUGAAGACAAGUACGGGAUCAGCCGGUGGGCAGCACGCAUUUCCAUAUGUGGAGGAUCCUUCGGAUGAAGAAAUGGCAGAUUUUCGGUCAUAUCGCAGGAUGGAAACGCCGCAGAGUGCCAGUCCUGUGAAGAUCACAGUAACAACAGAGUCCCACAGCACUGCGAGUGAGCCAGUGAGAGUGUCUCCACAAGGUGGCAUGUCUGAGAGAGACAGCGUGCUCAGUUUUGGACAGCAGGGUCUUCCCACGGUAACACUGUCAGAACCAGAGGAUGACAGCGCAGCAUCGUCAGCUAACCACUCCCCUAACCACUCCCCUACAGGUCGAGAGUCUCCAUCUGAUGUGCUGUUCCACCCUGCAGGAAUGAAAUCUAUGAGCUCCACCCAAGAUUCAAGCAGUAUCAGCUCUCAUCCCAACCCUCCUCCAAUCCACGAUAUCAAGACCUCAGCCAAGCCCUCGUCCCCAUGGGCUCAAGACCUUCAAGGCAGUGGAGAUGAGUCUGGAGAUUCAGAAAUUGAACAAGUGGCUGAAGAAUUAGAUUCACCAUUACAUGACCUGACAUCUAAGACCCCGCCUGCAAAGGGUGGAUUCAGUCCAACAAGCAACCCGUUUGAGCCGCCCAGUUACACAUCUGCCACUGAUAAAGCUAGUAACCCAUUUGACAAGCCACAAACCAACAAGGUCAGUGCUAGUAACCCAUUUGAUCUCUCUGCGGGUUCCAAGAUGGGCUUCGGUCAGUCCAGUAACCCACCACUUUACAGUCUGCUAAGAGAGGAAAGAGAGGCAGAGCUCGAUAGCGACCUGCUAAUUGAAUCAGCUUCGGAGGAAAGUCCCAAGAGGGAGCAGGAAUAUUCUGCUCCAAAACCACCAGAACCAUCUUCCCCCCUGAUCACAGACAACAUGUCUUCAAAGCCCAUCACGACCUCUAGCGUCUCUUCCUCUCCAUUCACUGAGCCCAGAGUCGUCAGCGCUCAGAAAGAACCGGAGAAAGAAAAGGAGAAGGAAAAGGAGAAAGCAGCACCAAUUGAGAAGCCCAAGCCACAACCAGAGGACAGCUGGUCCACCAAACCCAGGCCCGCAGUAAUGGGAACGUCUACAGUGACUCCGGAGAAGCAGCCCAGUCAGGAGACGGAGAGUAAAAGCAAAAGCAGUAUUGUUAGUUCGAGCACAGAGAAAGAGGCUGAUCUGUCCUUGCUUCUCCAUGGCUUCAGCAGACAGAAAGUGGUAGAUCUAGUACACUGGCGGGAUCUGAAGCAGUCUGGACUGGUGUUUGGCAGUGUGCUGCUGCUGCUCUUCUCUUUAACCCAGUUCAGUGUGGUGAGUGUUAUAGCGUAUCUGGCUCUGGCUGUCCUCUCUGCUACCAUCAGCUUCCGAGUCUACAAAUCAGUCCUGCAGGCAGUGCAGAAAACUGAUGAGGGCCAUCCAUUCAAGUCCUAUCUGGAGGUGGAAAUCUCUCUUUCUGCUGAUCAGAUUAGUAAGUAUGUGGACAAGACUCAACUGUACAUCAAUACCACCAUGAAGGAGCUCCGCAGGCUGUUCCUGGUUCAAGAUCUGGUCGACUCCAUUAAGUUUGCAGUGUUGAUGUGGUUGUUGACCUAUGUUGGAGCUCUGUUUAAUGGCCUGACCUUGUUAAUUCUGGCUGUGAUUUCCAUGUUUAGUGUGCCAGUGGUUUACGAGAAGUACCAGACACAGAUUGAUCAAUACUUAGGACUGGUGCGCACCCAGGUUAACUCAGUAAUGGGAAAGAUUAGAGAAAAGGUUCCUGGGGCCAAAAAGAAGGAAUAAACUCUUCACUUCUGUACAAGUAAACACUAUAGCCAGUAAAAACUACAACUUUUGCCAGCACUGAAGGAACCCAACUACAUAGGUGGCCAAUACAGCACCUCAAAAAAAAAAAGUUAAAAAAAAUUUAAAAAAAGCAACAACAACAACAAAAAAAGAUUGUCAUGUUAGUACAACGGCACAGAUAAGACCCCCACCAUCCGUUGCCAGUCACAGGUGAAGUCCUGCAUAAAUAGCUAACACAGAUUCACAUAAACGACACCUUGUGGGCGAUUUGUAGAGCUAUAGAUAUAACAGAGGGACGCACACACACAGUGUUUCUCUCUUCCAUUGCUUCUGAUUUAAGUGCAUGAAGUCCAGUCUUGAGUAAAUAUUUGUUAUCUCUGCAGUGCUCUUCCUCUGCUUUAUUUUGCAGUGCAUAUUUCCUGCUGUAAAACGUGACACGAAAAAUGAAAAAUCAUGCCUGUCAUAUAAUCUCCUGCUGCCAUGUCGAUUAAUCGCUUAAUUCACCGUCACCAGUAGAGUGGCUCUGUGUACAGACAUACUUAUUAAUAUCAAGUUGAAUUGUGGAAUUUCUUUCUUUCUUUUGGUUCCUUUCUGUGUAUUCCAGCACAAUGAUAAUUUGGAGAUGUUAUUACUAAAUGUGUAACUGUAAUUUUUGCAGAAACUGUAGGGACACGUGUAGGUGUUUAAAGACAAGCUUUGUGGUCCUUCUUUAGGGCAUCUGAUGGUCAGACUGCAGAGCUCCAGCUGUACUAAAACUCUGUCCAACUUUGUACGAUGUUCAGUGUUCGGUUAUUUUAAAGUCUUUAACUAUUUGCACUCUGUAUUUAAUUGACGAAUGAGAAAAAUAAAUGUUCCUUAAUGUAAGAGG
Messenger RNA from Danio rerio (zebrafish), 3543 nucleotides. It is a transcript of the gene rtn1a, whose product is annotated as reticulon 1a. Lineage: Eukaryota; Metazoa; Chordata; Actinopteri; Cypriniformes; Danionidae. Gene Ontology annotation, cellular component: endoplasmic reticulum membrane; membrane. The record is from RefSeq and is marked validated.